AUGAAGCAUCUCUUCGGUGAGGAAGGGGUGCGGAAGUGCGAUAUCCUGGCUAUCCAAGAGCCUGAGAUAUUCAAUUGGAUGGAACCCGAGAUGGGCGUCCAUUCGCAGACACUUGGUGGCCGGUUUCAUACACUUCUCCGGCCUACACCCACAGCCGUCCGCGAGGAAGCAGCACGCACGCAGCCCCGUGUCUGCUUCUUCGUAUCGAAAGGGAUCAACCCGAAAUCGUGGUCGAUCAGACACCACAGCAGAGACGCCAGCACGCUGACCGUGGAAACCGGGGCCGGCCAGCUGCAUGUGCAUAAUAUAUAUCUUCCGGGGAAGUUCAACGACCCAGAGCGUACGCAGGAGGUGAAAGAAGGUCUAGCCGCGCUCUGUGUAGCCCUACGCGGCUACCACAGUGGGCAGCAUGUCGUGGUUGGUGAUUUCAACCUCCACCACCCGCUGUGGUCGACGAUCCAGCAGGCCCAGCUGCCGGACGACGACGCAGACGACCUGAUUCGCAUAAUGGGUGAUUUUGGCCUAGAUCUACUCACAGAGAAAGGCACAGUCACAUUCGAAGGGCCUGUCUAUGGCAAUAUUGUGCGUAGCACGAUCGAUUUAACCGGCAUCCAAAGAUACUGUCCCCGUACGGAAGAUCCACCCCGGACGCUCAUAUCCCACGUAUACGCCUGCACUCGCCCCGCUGAAGCAGCAGAAGGACGCUGUGCAAACGAACCGGUUGCUACCGGGAUCCCACAAGGUUCACCACUAUCACCAAUUUUGUAUCUUUUCUACAACUCAGACCUGAUCGACGAUAUCCACGCAGCUGCUCCCGGCCGGGUGCUAGUGACGGGAUAUAUCGACGAUAUCUGCAUCCUUGUGUGGGGCGUUUCCCCUACUCGCAAUUGUCAAUUUCUCUCCGAACUACACGCUGUUGCUGAGACGUGGGCGAAACGGCACGCAUCUAAGUUCUCUCCAUCAAAAUAUGGUCUUAUUCACUUUUGGAAGAGGGGUGCUGGCGCGCUGCCCCCGUACGGCGUCCAUCCGCAGCAGACACCCGCCCUUACGGGCUCUGUCACGAUUCAGGGCGUCGAAAUCAAGCCGGUGGCGUCCCUCCGCUAUCUCGGGGUCAUUCUUAACGAAAACCUCACAGCCCGUGACCACCUACUCCGCUGCCGCAAACGAGCUGCAGUACUGACCGCGGCCCUCCGUUCUAUUGCUGGCAUGACCUGGGGGGUCACGACGCUCCACCUGCGUCGCAUGUGGACGGCUGUGCUGUUUCCACAGAUUAGCUUUGGCUGUUCUACGUGGUACACGAAGGGGGCCUACCAGGCGAAGACGACAGAGAAUGAGGUGAACCGCGCUCUCGAAUCCAUGCAGUAUCAAGCCCUUUACCGUAUCGCCGGCGCGUUUCGUACGACGUCCCGGGCUGCGCUACAGAUCCUUCUCUAUGUCCUACCAGCGCCAAUCGCGACUCAACGGCUAGCAGAACUCACAUGUCUCCGUAUUCAUACCCACCCACUCCGCACUAUCUUCCGCAGACGUACGCCAGUCGAUAGGGCAACGCUACGGCUAUACUGCCAAGACAGCCACCGCAAUCUCGGACCUAUCCAGAAAGCUAUGACUACCCCGCUGCAGCGCCUUGAGAAGCAUCUCCAAGACCGUGGAAUCGACGUGCACGACCUUGAGCUGAUCAAGCCGUACGCAGUGGCCCCGUGGUGGCAGCCGCCAAAAGUGCAGAUCGCCGCAAGCAAAGACACAGCAAUCGCGCAGCAUAACGAAAUCCUUAGGGCCGCUGGGCCCUACGGGCCUAACACCGCAAUAGCUUAUACCGACGGUAGCAAGCUCGAUAACCCAGCAGGCGUAGGGGCUGCUGCCCUCACCUCCGUGGGGAGAGAGGUGGCGGUGCUACACCCCACAGAUUCGAUCUACGUGGCAGAACUCCACGGAAUCAAGCUCGCACUCCGUCGAUUCGACACGGAGAUAAGCUUUCGACAGACGUGCGAGGGCUUCCGCGCAGAAACAGAUACUACCGAUACUACCGAUACCACCGCUACUGCUACGAUCUUCACAGACAGCCAGGCUGCGAUUCUCGCUUUCGCACGCCCGCGGCGAAGCUCAGGCCACCUGUAUGGCAGGUCCGCAUCAACUGGCUACCCGGACAUGUCGGGGUAG
Messenger RNA from Penicillium odoratum, 2157 nucleotides. Its product is annotated as reverse transcriptase. The record is from RefSeq and is a predicted model, not a curated record. The transcript is spliced from 4 exons. NCBI's taxonomy places the organism in Eukaryota, Fungi, Ascomycota, Eurotiomycetes, Eurotiales, Aspergillaceae. The coding region runs from base 1 to 2157 and encodes 718 amino acids. Gene Ontology annotation, molecular function: catalytic activity; nucleic acid binding.